Molecule: messenger RNA, 1271 nt
Organism: Octopus bimaculoides (California two-spot octopus)
Lineage: Eukaryota; Metazoa; Mollusca; Cephalopoda; Octopoda; Octopodidae
Product: EEF1A lysine methyltransferase 1
Molecular function (GO): protein-lysine N-methyltransferase activity
Source: RefSeq, a predicted model, not a curated record
CGUCCGCUCACUUUCGACAGAGGCAUAUUAUGUGGUUUUCCGGAAGCAAAGAGCCAACACUGUUCUUAGAAGAGCACUGUUAGUAAACAUCGGAAAGAAAAUGACGGCAUCAGCGACCACGCUGAUGAACAAAGUUGAUCUACAAUGCAAAACUUGUAAAUCGACAAUCAUUAAAAAGGGCAUGGCAGCCUUAUGUAACUUUAAACUAGCGCGGACGCGCGAACUUUCGAGUAAUAGAUAGAUAGAUAGAGAGAGAGAGAGACAGACAGACAGAUAGACAUAUAGCUCGCUCCGGCCAGUCAUGGUAUUAGCUGUCAGUAGCCAAAGAAUCGACAGGCAGGCAGACAGAUACUUCACUAGCAGUGAGCACUUUCACUUCUGACAGCUAAUAGCAUGAUAGUGCCCAAAAUAGGAAUGGAAACGAAAGAGCAGCCCGAUGUCAACCCGCUGGAUGAAUUUUAUACGAACCCGAUUAAGAGAUUUUACACUCUAUCAUCAACUGAGAGUGACAGCAGUGAUGAUCCACCAAACGAGGAAAUGGAGAAUAUUAUGAAAGAGACUAUAGAAUUUUCAUAUGAAAAUACUGAUGAAUUUCCUGAAAACUGGUAUUAUAGUCAGUUCUGGUAUGAUGAACCAACUACUAAGCAUAUAACGAAGAAGAUCCAUGAAAUAUGUAAAGACCGUGAAAAAAGUCAAGUCGGGAAUUCAAAGCAACGAGUUUGCUGUCUCUGCUGUCCUACUAUUUUCCGAAGGCUUCUUAAGGAACCUCCUAAAAAUUCUGAAGUAUUCCUUUUUGAUGUUGAUGAAGCUAAAUGCCAGGUGUUGGGGUCUAAUUAUAUAUUCUAUGACUUCAACCGACCAAAAGAAAUGGACGAAAAAUUUCAAGGGAGCUUUGAUAUAGUGGUAGCUGAUACACCACAUUUCACUGAAAUUUGCAUCCGAAAAAUUAUUAUAACCAUUCAGCAUGUAAAGAAUUCAACGUGCCAGAUUAUGCUAUGCACAACUCUAGACGACAAGCUUCUAAAAUAUGUUGAUGAAGAGCUUAAGCUGAAGAAAACUGAUUGGAAAAUAGGGCAUGCAUGCGGACUGGAAAAUCCAUAUGCAUGUUUUACUAAUCUCAAUGAUAGAUUUCUGAAUGUAAAAAUGGAAACAUAAAAAAUUUGAAGCUGCUCACUUUAAGCUCUUUUGUGAAAGUUGAAAAAAAUUCAAGUAAACACUGAUAAAGGUGUAAAUUUGAAAUAAAAAUGAAUAACUUUGGGUUUUUAAAAUUG